Molecule: messenger RNA, 12396 nt
Organism: Lycium barbarum (goji berry)
Lineage: Eukaryota; Viridiplantae; Streptophyta; Magnoliopsida; Solanales; Solanaceae
Exons: 13
Coding region: 8585-12094 (1169 amino acids)
Biological process (GO): negative regulation of DNA-templated transcription
Molecular function (GO): acyltransferase activity, transferring groups other than amino-acyl groups; transcription corepressor activity
Source: RefSeq, a predicted model, not a curated record
GUGGCCCCAAUCUUCCUCCUCUUGGAUUUGAACUGGGACAAUGAAAUACAUCUAGCACUUAGGCUAUUCUUUUCUAUAAUUCUAGGUUCAUUAUUGGGCUUUUCUUCCGCGAUAAACAUCUUAUUGAUUUCUCAUUGAUGCCACUGCGAAUGCUAUCAGUAACCCUAGGGAUUAGCCUUAAAUCAAGGAUUAGUAUAAUCAUAUGAUUAUUAAAUCAUUUAUAUCUUUCUUGUGUCCUUCAUAAUUUCUUUCCUUCGGCAGUUGGCUUGAUUGAUCUUCUUGUUGACUUGAUUUAUCUAAUUCCAUGAAUCUUGUCUGGAAUCCGACUAGUAUCUUCAUCAGACUUGAUUGUUGCUUCCUUCCUUUUGCGAUAGAAUCACUCAUCAGACUUGAUUGAUGCUUCCUUCCUUCUGCAGUAGAAUCACUGGUGGUCUUGAGUAAAUAUCUUCACGCCUUGAUUCUCCUUACGAUUUUCCUUUUGGCUUUGAAAUUUAUUUCCUUUAGCACAUCUCGUACAACUGUUGAUAUUAUUUUAGGUUACUUCCUCGAUGGCUUGAUUGGUUUUCCUUUUGAGUCAUUGUAAGUCGGUUACUUACUUUCUUCUUUGAUACUUGAUUUGCUUUCCUUAUUUCUGAUCCUAUAUAGGUGUGCUUAGUUAAUAAGGAGUCGUCAUUAAAACAUGAUUGAUAAAUGCGGAUUAAUAAAGCUAACACUAAAUUUCUAGUAAUUAUUUUAUCUUAAUUUGUCUAUAUGAUGAUGACAUGUAUUUGUAAGCAAUGAUAUGAAUGGAAUUAUAGAAACAAAGAGGUUUCUGUCUUUCCCAUUCCAGAUGAAGGAUCUUGGACAAGUUGAUACCAAAUUGGGGAUCAAGAUUAAAAGAAAUAGUGGGAGAUAUGUAUUGAGUCAACCUCAUUACAUUGAAAAAGUGCUAAAUAAAUUUAGUCACUUAAAUAUAAAAGAGGUUACUACCCCAUUUGAUCCAAGCAUUAACUUAAUUAAGAAUGAAGGAAAAGUUGUCUCUCAACUUGAGUAUGCAAGUGAUAUUGGAAGUCUUAUGUAUACUAUACAAUGCACAAGACCAGACAUAGCAAUUGCAGUUAAUAAACUAACCAGAUUUACUAGCAAUCUGAGUAUUGAUCAUUGGAAAGUCAUUGAGCGAGUUUUUGGUUUUCUUAAGAAAACCAAAGAUUUAUGUAUUCAAUGCUCAAAGUUUCCUGCUAUUUUAGAAGGAUAUACUAGUGCAAGUUGGAUAUUGUGCUUGGGAGACAACAAAUCCCCUACUGGUUGAGUGUUUACCUUGGGAGAAGGUGUAAUUUCUUGGAAAUAUAAGAUAUAAACUUGCAUAACAAAUUCAAUCAUGGAAUCAGAAUUUGUUGCAUUAGUAGAAGUAAGAAGAGAAACUGAGUGGCAGAAGGAUUUUCUUUUAGAAAUUCGAUUGAUCUCAAAAGGUGUGAGUUCGAUUUUAAUUUAUUGUGAUAGUCAAACUACUCUAGCUCGGGCAUAUAACAAUAUCUACAAUGGAAUGUUAAGACUCAUAAGUCUUCAACAUGAUUAUGCUAAUUGAUUAAAGAAGAAAUUAUCUCUCUCACAUUUGUGAAUCAAAAAGUAAUUUGGCUGAUCAAUUUACUAAACCUCUUAUAAGGGAGUUGGUGAAAACAACUUCGAUUUUAACUGGGUUAAAACUCCUUAGUUAGAUCCACCAGUAAUUGCAACCCUAAAUGACACUAUGAAAUGAAUAGUUACGGAUCAAAGGAUAACAAAAACUUAUCGAUACGUGGAUGUUUCAGUACUAAAUUAAGAAAUAUACCAGUACUGGUUGUCAUAGAUUAGAGGGUUGAGUUCGUACACUCUUAAUGAGGUUCAGUUCAAAGAAUAAAUGUCUCAAAUGUGACAAAGACACUGAAAGAACUUCACUUAUAUGAACAUUAGUGGUGCCACUUUGAUUGAGAGGUGGGGUUACUCUCAUAAAUGUUCAUGAAUUUUGGUAGCACAUGGUCAUAAAAGAGCUAAACAUGUUUGCGUGGAAAGCAUGAAUGAAAUAUUUAUGUGUAUAUGUCACCGACUGUUGUCACAAGGAAUAACAGGUUUAAAGUUAUUAUGCUACAUAGGAUUUUGAUUUCAUCUUGUGAAAUUAUACUAAGGUAAUAUUCACAUAGAAAGAUAUAUUACUCUAUGCGUGAACAUAACUUGAUCUUUGAGUCCUAAUUUAUAUUUACACAAGUGGGGGAUUGUUAGCAAUUGUUUAAAUUAAAUUAAAUAGUUUUAAAAGAAAAUGUGUCUUUUAAACAAAAGGAUGUGUCCUUUCAUUCUUUGGCUACUACCAAUUCUAUUUAACGUCUACUUAUUCUGAUUUCUAAUAGAACUUUCUUCUCUUCAGUAACUUUCUUCUGUCUGCAAAGUACUCUUACUUCUCCAAUUCCAAAAAUAUCAAGCUCGAGUUUUUGCUUUCCAAAAGAAUUUCUUCACUAUUUGCUUAGUGCAUAAAUUCAUAGUAUGUCAUAUCUACUAAAAAUAUUUGCGUAAGAUCCCAUAGAAAUCUCGCAGAGGAGAGGGAGCAAAUAUUUUUAGGAAAGUGUUUCGUACGUGUUUUAAGCCCAAUUCCAUAUUCUUUAUUCCUAUUUUCCAAAAAUUAUCAUGAUAUUGUUCAAGUAACUUUGCAAGUGAGAAAUUAGAAGUUAAAAAUAUUGAGAUAUGUAGUUCAUAGCAGAAUAAUGAAUAGAACUAAUAACCUAGCAUCACAACACCUGAAAGCGUCUAUAAUAAUGUCCAAGAAAGAAAGAGCACCACAAAACAACAACAAAAGUAGUUUAUGUCUUUCCAAAAACAUCAGCAUUGCAUCUAGGAAGUCAACACCAAAAGUAAUUUCAACCAUAUCUACGAGGAGGUAGCAAAAAGUGGCUCCAGUUGUAUUCCAAAAAUUAGAAGCAAAAAAAAUUUCAUUGGUGAUAAAAUCAAAGAAUAGCAGUCGGCAGAAGUUAAGUGAAAAAUUGAGAAUUCUACAAAUAUUUGCCAAGAAACAGAAGAGUGAAAAUUUUGACAUAAAUAAAAUAGCAAUGAACAAUCUUAAUGACAAAUUUAUCAACAAAGAAAAAAUAACAAGGAUACAGAACUGUCUCAACUUUCCAAGUUAAUGUGUUGAAGUCCCUACAACAUUUAAUUAUGACAUAUAUCCAGGCUUUUUUCUCUCCCUCACAUAUAUGAAUGUUGAAUAUUCUUGUUAAUCAAUUUCUAUUUAUAACGAUUUAUGUUGUAGUAUGACUUCCACAAAAGGAAUUAAUUUUUCAAGUUAGUUAUGAGGUACGAUUUAGAAAGAAGGUGAAUACCCUUCGAUAAUUUUUUGAAGGAGUAGUUUUCAUCUCUAGGACAUGCUUGUGGUGAGAUGAAUUUAGUUUGUUUGUUACGUUUUAGUUAUCUUUUUUCUUUGUGUGAACAUGUUCAAUUUUCCUCUUGCUGCUUCCUGCAAUGUCCAUUACGGUAGGUGGAAAUUGUGUGUCGAUCGUGUUCUUUUUUUUCAUAAAGGACAAUACGAUUGAUUUUUCGUGAGUCGCAUCCUGCGAACACCUUUCAUUUGAAUGUUGAACGUCUUGCCAGUCAGUUUCCUCCUUGAAAGUAUAAAUUCAUGAACAUUUUACUUGGAACUAUUAUUUUUCAUACUCCUAACAUUUGGCAUUAUCAACAAUAAAUCCAUCAUUUUAACUUAGAAAUUUUUUGGUGAUUGGUGAAUUUGUUAGUGUUGAACGCUUCUUUUCUUCAAUUUUUCCUUAACUCUUAAUCCUUGCUCUAACUAUAAUUUUUUUUGUUGCAUUUGCAUAGUAUUAAUAAAAAAAGUUUAAAAUAUGUAUUAUUUAGUACAUAUAUUAUGUAGUACAUAUCUCUUUGUAGAGGAAUCGUAUGACCUAUUUCUAAUUUUUGAAGAAGGCAACAGACUUAUAGAAGAAGAAAGGGAAGACAAUAGACCGCGUUCGUCUCUUCGAGCCAUGUGACCUAACUCUUUCUUAUCUAAAAAGUUUCAAAAAUAAUUAAUUACUAGAUAAUAAAUUAUUCGUCACCGAUUUUGUCAUAUUAAGAGCAUAACUUGGUGCAUUCGGGAACAAAAUAAUUUGAUAGCCACAAUGUCAUGGUGGACGACUUCUGCAGUAAGGUUGAUAUUAUUUUAGUAUUUUAUGCUUUAGCACGAGUUUCGUUAUUACUUCUUUUUGGGAGCAAUUUAUAAUUUAAGGUUAAUGCUAGCGAGUAGUAAUACUUUUAUUUCAUUAAAGCAUUUGUCUAAAGAUCCCUGUUAUUUAAUCUACUAUUUCUUUUAUCUAAAAUAAAUGAAUUUUUCAACGACCCAAAAACUAUUAAUUUUUUUUAAAAAAAUUUACACUUCUAUGUAAUUGGUUUUUCAACUUUUGAUGAAAAGUCUGGGGAAAGUAGAAGAGUAUGUCAAAUAAAUCUUUGAUCAUUGUAAUUAGUUAACUUUCUUAAAGGGAGUAAGUAUGUAAUUACACACAAAAAAAUUCACUUAUUUUGGACUAGAGGGAGUAAGUAUUUAGGCUUGUUUCUGUCACAGGGAUAGAUGAGGAGCCAGAAACUUUAGUUUAUGAGUUCUGAAUAACAUUUUUUUUCCUUCUAGAUUCUGAAUAAUCUUUUGUAAUAUAUUAAAUAAUUUCUUUAACAUAAACUAUAAAAUUUGAGCCUAAAUUAUUGAAUUUUGUCAAACCCAUAAUUAGAAUGUUGGCUCCACCCUAGUAGUGGAGAGGCUUAUACUCCUAUUCUAAAGUAAUUUAUCCAACUUGAUAAGAUAAGGGUACUACUACGUGAUAUGAAAUUUGAACAUACUAAACACGAUGGAGGCUCAAAAGUAUAAGUAGAGUUGGAGAUAAAGAUCCGGUACGAAGGUGAUCAUUUGAUGAUACUACUACGAAUUUUUUUUAUUUCGGACUCACAUAAUUAAUACUAGUUGUGUGAGGUUUCUUUUUGUGUUUACCCAAACUUUGUGGACCAAAAGUGUUAAAUUUGAGUUCACUUCUUUUAUGAGACAAAAAAAUUCUCAUAAAAUUAAUUUUUGUUAUGUUAGACUUAGACACAUAACAAUAUUUUUAGACUUAGACACAUAACAAUAUUUUUCCUAGCACUAUAAUAAAAAAUGUGAAAGUGAAUAAAAUAUUAGGUAAGGCAUGCAUGGAGCUUUUGAGGGGAUGAGGCUCCCCUCCAGUGCGAGAUCUGUCCAGUUCCUCCAGUUGGUCCUUAUAUUGCUUACAUCUAUCCCCUAAAAGUUUUAAUGGACCAAAUUAAUUUAUUUAACUAAACGAUUUUAACCAUGGUCAAGCAUUCUCUCUCUUACCACUCUGGCCAUUUUCUCCCUUGAUCCACAGUCACCAUUUUACUCGUUGAACCAUAACACCAUGUAAUCUACAAUAUUAUUAUUUUUUUUGCAAAGAAAAUCCAGUUAUUAACCAAAAACAAAAGCUAUAACAAGAAGAAACAGUGGAUUUCAUAAUAAUCCAAAGUUGAGUACAUUCAUCAUCUUUUCCCUUCUUCCAAGUACCUAUGUCUCCCUGAGCUUUGCAUCCAUUUCGGUCAAUUCCAAUAGGUUAAAAUAGGGAGGUUAAUUUAGAGAUCCGUUAAUUCCAGAUUGGGAUAAAGAGGGUUGUUAUUUGCAAUGAGAACGGAGAAUGGCGGAAGUGAGAAAGCAAGAAAUUUAGAUGAUCUCAAAGGAUGCACUUGGGUUAUAAAAUUUCAACAAUCCGAACAAUGAGACUACUUUGAAGCUUGAUUUUGGGGAAAUGGUGAUUGACAUAGCUUUGUUGUCUUCUUCCAAGAUAAGAAAUUCAACUUGGGGUUUCUAUACAAAUAUAACGGUCAACUAAAGGACCUAGAGAUUGCACUUGGAUGUAGAAUUCAAUUUAUUUCGUAUAAAAUUCUCUUAUUUGAUUUCUUGGGUUCCUUUUUCUCUUAUUGCAUUUAUAACUGUAAUCUUCAAUAGGGGCUUUUCACUCUGUUUCAGUCUUGCUUUUCUGAAAAUUUUUGUUCAGAUGAUAAGGUUUCCAGAGUCGGAGAAUUUUUUUAAAAAAAAUUAUUUUGUUUAUCGAACUAGAUUUUGAAUCUACUUGCUCUGUUUCCACCGAGUUUUUUAAGCAAGAGGCGGGUUUCUUUGCUGAUAAGGAACGGGAAGACAGAGGAGAGAGAACUGUUGAUAAUCAUAGUUAAUGUUAUUUGGUUAAUGAAAUAAAUCUGGUCCUCCAAAAAAUUAAAGAAACACGUGUAAUUCAUUUAGUGUAGGACCGGAGGAACUCGACAGAUCUAGCACUGGAGGGGAGCCUCAUCCCUUAUGAGGUGCUGUUUCCAGUAAAUAAUGUCCACGUAGGCGUGUAAAUUCUAGACAGAGUAUGAAUGGGAAGAACCUUUUUUGAGUUGGCAUAGGAAAACGUUAAAAUCAAUUGAAUACUUUUCCACAUAUUCCUCAUGGCUACCUAAACGUAAGAUUGUUUCAAUUUGACACUCAAACUGUUAGACCCCGUAUUUUAUACGUCGAGUUAUUCGUGAAGGAAUCGACACGAAAUAGAAACCUUCAGUUUUAAAUUUCUAAACUAGAACUAAUUGGCUAUAAAUUUUACUUAGUAUAAAAAUGUUAUUGGAGAUUGGGAACUACUUAAUUGCAGUGUUAAGUAAAAAUUAGUGGCAACAAUGAGCCAAAAUGCACAAUAACGUGCCAUGUCCAAAAGAUGACUCAAAGUCAUCUAAAAUAAGGCUAUUAUGGAAGACAUACAAAUAUGCAUUUAAACAUUAAUUCAUCCACUACACUUACAUUGUAUUGUGGACAACUAAGUUGAAAGAAAACCAAUGUGAGGGUCGGCCAAGUGACCGAAAUUAUGGAGAGAAAAGGGUGAGGCAUGCAUUUAAAUAUUGAAGACAUCCAUUAUUUUAUGAAGGCAUGCAUUAUUCUAUGAAGGCAUACAUGUUGGAAGAAUCAUUGCACAUUUAAAUAUUGCCAAUUCAUCCUUGUAUGAUUGCAAAUGACAAAGGUUAGUGUAUGAUUCAUCCACUACACAUGCAAUUACAUUGUAAACAAUUAAAAAGAAAGGAGAGACAAGGGAGGCUCGGCCAACAUGUAGCCGAAAGUGAGGGAGAAAGAAAAUGAAAUUAAAUGCAAAGUUAAUUGAGUGGCUCAAUUUCAUGAGUGGAGCAUGUGUACAACUUGUAGGCAUCUUAGUUUAAUCAAAUGGAUGACUAAGAGAGAUCAUCUUCUCAUUUCAACUUCACAACACAAAAAUAGAAAACCUAGAGAGGGGGAGAGUGACUCUCGGCCAAGAGGGCUGAUUUUGAGCUCUUUGUGUGUUGACCAAAAAAAAUAUUUCUUCAAGCAUUUCAACCCUUUAGAAGGUCCCUAGAAACGUGAAGAUAGUCAUUGGAGCAACAAGAACCAUUAUCAUUUCAAUUCACAAACUCUAGCCAAGUUGAGAAGUCGAAUUGUCAAGGUUGAAGUAUUACUGGGCAGCGUAUACAUAUUGUGUGACAAAUAAGCGCUAAAGGUAUGUGAAACUAACCCUUCUUUCUUUUUGGCAUGAUCGUUGUGAAAUGAAUAUACGAUAUAUAUACGAUUCCAAAGGAAUUCCUAUUCCUAGAACCACUAGGAUGGCUAAUGAUCUUGAUUUUCAUAACUUACAUUUUAUAUAUAUUUUUUGAUAUGUACAUAUGAUUUCAAAGUUCCAUUUUGAUAUAAUCCACAGGGACAUCCGAAAGGUAAAUGACAUGACUAUUAUUGAAUUUGCGAACAAUGGUUCGUGUUGACUAUUCUAUUGAGUCCUUAAAAACGUUUUGAAUUGCAUAUAGUUUCUCACUACUCUGCUCGUGCAUACCUCAACAUAUCUUUCACCGAGUCCCGGGCCGGGUAUGUUUUCGUGCACAACCUCACUGCAUUGUUCACCGAGUCCCUCACUAGAGGGCCGGGACACGUUAUAUGUAUAUGUAUAUGAUGAUAUGAUGACAUGAUGAUAUGAUGAUACGGUGAUGGCGGCCAGGAUGGCAUAUGAUGACUUUAUUCACCGAGUCCCUCACUAGACGGCCGGGACACGUUAUAUAUAUAUGCAUGAUGAUGAUAUGAUUUUAUUUACCGAGUCCCUCACUAUAGGGCCGAGACAUGUUAUAUAUAUACAUAUGUACAGGAUGAUUACCCAAUUAUGUCACUACAUCCCAUAACGGGUUGAGUAUGAUAUAUGAUAUUGACAUGCAUGGAUUAUGUUUCAAAGGCAAAAUGUUUUGGUAUUCUGAACAUUGUACUUGUUCCCUGUACUCCAUAUUUCAGUUAUGAUCCUUUUACUGUAUUUCACGCUUUACAUGCUCGGUACAUAUUCCGUACUGACCCCCUUUCUUCGGGGGGCUGAGUUUCAUGCCCGCAGGUACAGAUACGCGCUUUGGUGAAACCGCCAGCUUAAGACUUCCCUUCUGCUAUCUUGGAGAGUUCCGUUGUUCCAGAGCCCAAAUUUUGGCUUAACACAGAAAAGAAGGCGAGGAUCAGAGGUUUGGAGGCGUAAGUAAAGAGCAGUCAAAGUCCAGCAUAAUAUGCAAUUGUUGCAAGUUAUAUUUUGACAUAACUCUGACAAUGGUCGUCAUUCAAGAACCCAUCAACGUUAAAAUUCCUCGCAAACUUGAAGUUUGUGAAAAGGUCGAGGUGAGGAGUAUCGAAAGUGGAUUCCGGGGUUCAUGGUACUCGGCUACUGUGAUUGCUUCUUAUGAUUUGGUUCGGCAAGUUCGAUACGAUGACCUUCUGUCUGAUGAUGGUUCCAUCAACUUGAUCGAAUCCGUGAAUGUUUCUCCCAUGCUUGAUGGGGUUAUUCCUUCUGAAAAGAUGCCACUUACCUAUCGUGGUUUGAUUAGGCCUUUGCCACCUCCACUUCAAUUUACGAGAUGGGUUCUACGUUAUGGACAAUGUGUUGAUGUGUUUUAUCAAGAUGCUUGGUGGGAAGGUGUGAUUUUUGACCAUGAAGACGGUGCAGAUGAGCGCAGAAUUUUCUUUCCAGAUAUGGGUGAUGAAAUGAAGGCUCAACUCGACAAUCUACGUAUAACUCAAGAUUGGGAUGAGGUUUCAGAAGAAUGGAAGGCUCGUGAUAGCUGGAUUUUUCUUGAAAUAAUUGAGGAGAUUGAGCAGCUGCACCCCCUUGUGGUCUCACUGAAACAAAUUUGGUAUGAAAUUCGGGAGAAGAAUGGCUAUGAAAAUCUUAAGGAGUGGACAUCUACUUCGAGGGAUAUCUGGAGGAACUUGAUCAAGGAAGUUGUGCAUGAAAACACCAUGUUAACCGUCAAGCAAAUCUUUUGUGAGUUGAACACUUCACCAGAAUUUGGCCAAUUUUCAGAACCCGCUUUCCAGAAGGUUGAAACAUAUUUUAAUAACUCAGCCAUUGUACCUUUUAUUGAAGCCAUAUGCAAUUCGGAUAUGGAUCAGGAUGUGUCAUGUCUUCAGCCUGUAGUUGUUUCAGAGGGUUUUGCACCAAUCUCAGUUCUGCCAAGCCAAGAAGAACAACCACCUAAUGCUUUGUCAGUUUUACAUCCCCCUAAAAAUGAAAUUUCUGGUACUCUGUCCAUUACUGAGAGUGAAACACUCAACUUUAAGUCUUCCAAUGAGAUACAUUCUAGAAAGAGGAAGCGACUUGGAUGGAGGACCAUCCAUGUAGCUGCUGAGUGUUGUCCUGAUGCAGUUUCUGAGUACAACCAUAGGUCCCCAGAGUCCUUGCUAAAACUUAAGAAACAUUUGUUUUAUUUAGGAUGGAAAAUGGAGCAAGCAAAGGAUUGCAGCAUCACUAGGACACGGUACAUUGCUCCUGAUGGAAAGAUAUUCCAUUCACUUCGUCAAGUUUCUAAGAUGUUGGGAAAGUCAGGAACUCGGGCAGAAGGCCAAAAAACUUCAUAUGAUGACCUCAACCUGUCUACUUGCCUGGCAAAAACACUGACAUGCAGUGAGGUGUCUGAGAUGCUAUCUCCUUCUCAAGAACAAAUCAUUGAUCCUGAAUUCUGCCCUCAAGCGGUAAUUGACUAUUUUCUCGAAAGUGGGAAAAAGAAGCAUCUGAACCUAAAAGCUAGGAAGCACCUAGCUGCAAUAGGAUGGGUGUUUUAUUAUCAUUGGAAAAAGAGUGGCAAGAGAGAACUGCGGUACUUUUCUCCUAAUGGGAAAGUACAUUUCUCUCUUCAAAAGGCGUGCGAAUGGUGUAUGCAGCAGUGGGAAGCUGAGGGCCAGUUACCUGAAUUAAUUUCCCGAUCAACUGCUCAACUUAAUAAAGUCACAGUUUGUGAAAUCAGCAAAACAAGAAAGAAGAGUAAUCAUGGUGAGAUUCAUGCAGGUGGCUGGAACAUAUCCAGAUCUUCAAGAACAGUAGCAGAUGGUAUAGAAUCUCAGUCUUCAGCUCGUCUGUUGCGAUCAAGUAAAAGAGCUCGGCUUUCUUCGUCCUUGCAUCAUACACCUCGAACAGUGUUAUCUUGGUUGAUAGACAAUAAUGUGGUUCUGCCCCGUGCCAAAGUGCAGUAUCGUGGCAAAAGAGAUGGUCAGCCAAUGGCAGAAGGGCGGAUCACUCGUGCAGGGAUCAAAUGCAAGUGCUGCCAAAAAGUUUAUGGAAUUAGCAACUUUGAGGUGCAUGCUGGAAGCAAUUAUCACAGACCUUCAGCAAAUAUAUUUUUGGAAGACGGACGAUCUCUUCUUGAUUGUCAACUGCAGAUGAAAGAAAAGACUAGUGUAAGAAGCACGAGGAAAAGACCACGUUCGUUGAAGAAAGGCAGCCAUUUGGGCACAAACGACUACGUAUGUUCUGUGUGCCAUUACGGUGGUGAAUUACUUCUGUGUGAUGAGUGCCCAUCUUCCUUUCAUACUGGUUGCCUUGGAAUGAAGGAGGUCCCAGAUGGAGAGUGGUUUUGCCCAUCAUGCUGUUGUGAAAUGUGUGGACAGAGCAGAUUUGAUAAAAACAAAGACCACUUUACAGACAGCAGUCUACUUAUUUGUUGUCAGUGUGAGCACAAGUAUCAUGUUCGGUGCGUGAGAAAUAAGGGUCUUCAAAAGCUGGAUUAUUAUCCUGUAGGAAGUUGGUUUUGCAAUAAGAGAUGUGAGCAGAUAUAUUUGGGUAUCCGUCAACUUCUGGCAAAGCCAGUUAUGGUGGGAAAUGAUAACCUCAGUUGGACUUUAUUAAAGUACGUAAAAUCUGACGAUUUGGAUUCUGAUGCUGCUAAUGACGAGUUCAUCUUGGAGACUUAUAGUAAACUUAGUGUUGCUCUGGAUGUGAUGCAUGAAUGCUUUGAGCCUGUCAAAGAACCUUACACAAGGAGAGAUCUUAUGGAAGAUGUUAUCUUCAAUAGAUGGUCAAAGCUGAAUCGUUUAAAUUUUCAGGGUUUCUAUACUGUGCUUCUGGAAAAAAAUGAUGAAGUGAUUACAGUAGCGACUGUAAGGGUUUAUGGAGAAAAGGUAGCCGAGGUUCCUCUUGUGGCAACGCGAUUUCAGUACCGCCGACUUGGAAUGUGUCGCAUCUUAAUGAAUGAGCUUGAAAAGAAACUCGUGGAAUUAGGAGUUGAGAGACUAGUUUUGCCAGCUGUCCCCAACGUGCUAAACACAUGGACCACUUCAUUUGGGUUCUCAGUGGUGAGAGAAUCUCAGAGACUAAACUUGUUGAAUUACACUUUCCUUGAUUUCCAGGGUACAGUAAUGUGUCAGAAACUCCUCCAGAAUAUCCCUCCAGAGGUAUCAAGUGGAUCAACAGAAGCCUAUCAAACUCAAUUUGACUACAUAAACAGCAUGGAGAAUGUUGAGUUGGAUGGAAACAGUGCGCUUUCUGAGGUUCUCCAAGCUGAGCAAAUUGAGGGGAGUGAAAUUGUGGACCAAGGAUCUGCAGAUGCAUCUGGAGGAUGUGAAACCAAUGAUAUGGAUGCUCCAGCUCCUCUCAUUAUCGUGGCGAACCAACAAGCUCCUCUUGGCUGCCUGCCUUACCAGCAUGAAACUAGUCCGGAUUACGGAGCUGAAGUUACUGAUGGUAAGGUUUUUGAGAAAGUAGGUGCUGGUCAAUACAUAUGUUACAAGCGGAGAAGAAGAUACCAGCCUGUGGAAGCUAAGCUGGUAUUGGAAGGGGUAACUAUCUAGGAAGCUGGUAAAUUAUUAGAAAAAGAUAACCAUGGAACUGUGGCAUCUCUUAGAAGGCCAAAUAUUUUUGCUCCGUUAACCUUCUUUUUUCCUCAAGGAGAUAACUUUAGGCUGUUGGUCUCUAGCUCAUAUAUAUAUGCUCAUGUACAGCUAUCUCUAGGUACUAUUAGCUACUAUACAUCUUUUCUAAUCCUGAAAGUACAAAUGUAUAGAGCCAAAGUCAAUGGCUUGCAAGUAUUCACUGUCGCUCUGCGAAUGUAAGCCAAUUCAUUUAUAAAAAGCAGAAUGUUUGAGAAAUUUUC